UUAGGAAGUAAAGGAACGGUACGGUACGGUGGUCUAUCUUUAUUGGCAUUACAAAUUUUAGUAAAAUUUUAGUAAAAUAUUUACCGGUUGGAUUGUGAUCUAGUGUUAAAAAAAUUUUUAAAAGUAUUUAAGAAUCAUGUUUCGAGUUGCCUUAAAACAACCUUGCAAGAAUGCCAUAAAGAAUACUGUGCGCACACCUUCAACAAGACAGUAUCACAAUCAUAAUAACAGACCAUUAGAAGCUGGUCUUGGGAAGGUUAUAGUUAUUCUGUCCCCAGUAGCAAUUGUUGGUGGAAUUGCAGCUUACGCAAAAUACGAUAAAGAAUUUAGAAAAUCUGUGGAAGCAAAUAUUCCAGGUGCAGAAUCGAUAUUAAAGAUUUUGUUACAAGAGGAAAAGCCUUUCCAAUCCGUUACACAAAAAAUCGAGUCGAUUAAAUCAAGCACGGCAAAUUUAUUUGGGGGUGGAGAAACAAAAAAAGAAGUUUCAGAAGUCAAGUCUAGUCCUUCUGCUACGAAACCCAAAGCACCAGAAAAAACUGACAAAGUUUCAUCUAAAGAGGAACCAAAAAAAUCUUUCACACCAGUACAAACUAAAAAAGUCAGCGAACAAAUUCCAUCAGAUAUAGUUGAAAUAGAGAAAAAAGUUGAAUUGGCAGCAUCUUUAGCUGUUAAGGAAUAUAAUAAAGCAAUUAAUAUUUUGAAAACCUAUAAUGAGGAAGUUCAGAAAGUUGUAGAUGAUGCAAUAGAAAAAGUUGACUUGACCAGCUGGACAGCACUUAGAAACAAGACAGGUGCUCGAGAUACUGCCGUUGAAUCUGCCGAAAACGCGGCCAGAGAUGCUUUACGUCAAAUUGAAUUAUAUCAGGCCGCUUUAAUUAAACAUGCAUCAGCUAUGAAUCAUGAAAAGCUGGAUACUGUUCGAAACAAAAUUAAGCAAUAUACAGAUCAUAUUAAUAACGUUAAAGAUGAACUCUUUAGGACUAAAGAUGCAGCCUCCCUAUCAGAAAAAUAUUGGAAAAAGAUUGAAAGUGCUAGAAAUUAUUAUAUAGACGAAAUUGCUGCAAUUUUUCCUGGUUUAAAUUUAGCAGAGAAAAAACUUAAUUUAUCAAAAGAUGACAUAGAUAUAUUCCUUAUGCAUGCUUAUUCUCAUGUUUUAGCGUAUCAAAAAGAAUUACAGCGUUUACAACUUGAUGGUGAACUUCGUUUGAAGCGUGCUGUUGAAGCGCUUAGGGGAGACGAUCAGAAUGAAGCUGUGAAAUCACAAAUCGACUACCACCUUGAGAAAGAAAGACAUAAUUUUGCAAUUGAAAAUCAAAAGAAAAUUUUCAAAAUUCGUAGUGAAGCAGAAAAAGAAUUACGAAAGCAAUUGAAACAACAAGCAGAAGCUCAUGUAGAUCAUAUUAAAGAUGCAGUGGCAGUUAAGGAGGCUGAACUGAAAAAUAGUUUUUCACGCGAAUUAGAUGAAAAGCUAUCCGCUGAGAAGGGAGCAUAUAAGUUACAGUUAGCUUCAAUGUUAGGAAAACUUAAGGGGAUGGAUGCUGCAUUGAAAGAAAUUGAUGAGGAUUUAAAAGCUAGGGCAGAGUCAGAAAGGUGCGCACAUCAAGCACAGUCUCUAUGGGCGGCGUGUCAAGCCCUGUGGGGUUCAGUUAGAGCAGGAGAACCAGGUAUCCAUUGGCGUCAAAAAUUGCGUCCAUUGAAAAGCGAAAUCAAAGCCGUUGAAAAAGCAGCAGCUGAAGGUGAUGAAUUAGUCGCGGUUGUUUUAAAUAAUUUACCAAAAGAAGCUUUAGAGCGUGGGGUUUAUCCCGAAGAUGCAUUAAGAGAAAGAUUUUUCAAUGUUGAAAAAAUAGCUCGCAAAGUAGCUUUAGUUCCAGAAAAUGGUGGAAGUUUGUUUAUGUAUAUGUUAUCAUAUAUUCAAUCAGUUUUAAUAAUGCGGCCAUCAGAAUCGAUCACAAAAGAGGAAUUAAAAAAUGAAAAAUUUGAUUUUCAUAAGUUGGAUACAUAUGAAAUUCUUGAUAGGGCUAGAUAUUUUAUAGAUCGUGGAGAUCUAACUCAAACUUUAAAAUAUAUGAACUUGUUACAAGGUGCUCCUAGAAAGCUUUCUUCAGAUUGGAUGAAAGAAGCGCGACUAUUAUUAGAAACACAACAAGCUGCUAAUGUCUUAAUGGCCCAUGCGGCGGCCAGUGGUCUUUUAUAUUUAUAAUUUAUUUCGUUAUAUGUAAAUGCCGUAUCUUAUCAGUUCCAAUCUAAUAUUAUCCUAAUUUAUCUGAUAAGUAACAGCAAAGUUAGAUGAAAUUGUGAAUAAUAAAUUAUAAGUGAAACAUUGG
This is a messenger RNA of Condylostylus longicornis, 2324 nucleotides long. Its product is annotated as MICOS complex subunit Mic60. Lineage: Eukaryota; Metazoa; Arthropoda; Insecta; Diptera; Dolichopodidae. Gene Ontology annotation, biological process: cristae formation. Gene Ontology annotation, cellular component: MICOS complex. The transcript is spliced from 11 exons. Bases 137 to 2200 code for a protein of 687 amino acids. The record is from RefSeq and is a predicted model, not a curated record.